AUGGCGGCUUGGCUCAUCCUGGGCUUAGUUUUGCCCGCAGCGGCGCAGGUGAACCGCUCAACCCAAUUCCUGGGAAAGCAGACGGUGAGCGUGGGCUCACAAGGCGUGCGCUGCGGCGGGUUGGAUUUGCCGGAGAAUGCAGGCUGCAAGCAGGUGGUAGAGUGGGCGGCUGGCGGCGGCAAGUGGGACACAUCGGCCGCAGGCUGGUAUCGUAAUAUGCCGGCAAUCGCGGGCGUGGACCACGAGCAGGGAAACGCUCAGGACUUCCAGCGGCUCUACUUCUGCUCGCCGCCUGGUGACUCCUUCUGCGGCCUCCCACCCUGCACCGGGUGCAGCAAACCUCCCUGCAACGAUUGUUUCGCCGGCAACCAGCUCUAUGCUAGCCGCCGCCCUGGCUGCGAUGGUAACAACGAAGGCGUGGGCUGCGUCCCGCCGAAGUCAGCCAUGGGUUACAAGGGUCAACACUGGCCGACCACAGUUAUCUACGGCACGCAGGAGAUGCACAUCUUUGCUAUUGGCGACUGGGGUGGCAUGGACGGCUCGCUGGAUCCGCCGGAGGGCCGUAAAACCAUCGUAGCCUACAACUGGGGUCGUCGACCGGGGCCCAGCGUGUUUCCCAGGAGCCGGUGGAAUAAGAAGCACACUGUGCAGUUCUGUGACCACAAGCAGCUGGUGGAGUGCUUCAACACGCGAGGACAGCCCCCUUGCACGGCAGAGUGCGGGUAUGUCGCAGGAGUGGAUGACCAGCCACAACUGCUGGUGGCCAACGCCUUCAAGGCUCGUGCUGCACUCAAGGACCCGCAGUAUAUUUUGAAUGUCGGGGAUAAUUUCUACUGGGGGGGCAUCGAGAAGACAUGCGGAAGCCCCAUGGACCAGAUCUCCUACCCGACGAAGCACCAGUUCGACCAGAUCUUUGAGGGCGUCUACCAGGGAGCUGGCCUCAGCAACAAGCCCUGGUUCAGCGUGCUGGGAAACCAUGACUGGGGAGGCUUCAAGUUCGACAACGGCUGGGAUCAGCAGAUUUCUUACACCUGGGCCAGCAAUCGCUGGGUCAUGCCGGCACCGUACUACAAGACUUCUGUUGUUUAUGCAGACCUCGGCUUCGAUGUGGACUACUUCUUCCUGGACUCCAACUUUAUCGACGCCAUGCCGCCUGAGGAGGACCCCAACCACAACAUGUGCAGCCGCAAGAACAACAAGCCCUCCGCUAGCUGUGCCGCGGCAGAUGGGCCGGAGUCCGUGGACAGCUGCCCUGGGUGGUUCGCAUCGCUGUGGGCUGAGCAGCAGCCGUGGGUCACACGGCUCAUGGGCGAGAGCAAGGCCGACUGGCAGAUCGUGGUCACCCACUUCCCUUGUGGACAUGAACAGGACUUCUAUGCAUCUUUGCGCAAUCUGGGGAUGGACUUGCUGGUGACAGGACACCGCCAUGACCAGGAGCUCUGGCUUCCAGACGACCACGCUAAGAACCACAUGGGCGUCACUUGCAUUGUCACCGGUGGUGGUGGCGGCAUCACAUCCGAGGCCACGCCUAACCCAGAGGAGACGGAGGAUUGGUAUGGUGAGGCACAGUAUGGCUUCUACGACCUCACCAUCAGCAAGACCGAGAUUUUCAUCGAGUCCAUCAACUACGAUGGCGAGGUGCUCUUGGAGCACACCGUCCACCCAUCGCGGUAA
Messenger RNA from Symbiodinium pilosum, 1674 nucleotides. NCBI's taxonomy places the organism in Eukaryota, Dinophyceae, Suessiales, Symbiodiniaceae. The record is from the annotation of a GenBank genome assembly.